AUGUCUCUUCAGAGGCAUUUCAGUGCUUUCUGCCUUUUCCCCAUGAGGAGAUGGUACCUUGCCAUGCUGGCCACUUUCCUCUCAACACUUUCCAAUUUAUCAGAAACAUUGCAAGAAAACCGCUUCAAAUUGGAAUCCUUCCACUCGGGUACAAUCAUGCAAACAGCCGGCGGAAUUUAUUUAACCUUCAGCCAACUGCUCAACCAUCUUGAAAUUAUUGAUAGCCCAUCAGCAAUGAUCAAGAUGGAGAGGCUAAAUGAAGAGACUGGAGGGAGUAGGUCUAAGGCAGGGCGAGGAAGCGCCUCCAACCACCGAGCGGGUCAGAAAAGGCUGGAGGGCUUCGCCAACCGCCCAGCGGCGGAGGGCGGGGCUGGCGGAGGCGCAGGCUUCAAGACGCCACGCCUCCGCCUCUGCCUCAACCUGGGCAGAAGCCAGCUGCCGGGUCUGAAGCCUGUCGGGAUGUCGUCACUUCCGAGGAGGUCGCCCUCUGCAUCCGGGUCAGCAGCUGCCGCUGCCGCUGUGGCCGAGGGUCUGGUCCUGGGUCUUACCGCUGUUGAAGGAGAGCGGGCUCCGCUCGACGAUACGUUCUACGACCUGGCCGUCCGCCCCACGUCGCCGGCCUGGAGGGGCGAAGAAGACGAGGAGGCCAAGGCUUCCUCCGGGGACAUUGGCUCUCCAGAUUAUCAGGAGUUUGUAGUUGACAUAGAGUCCAGGCUAAGAAUGGAAGGUGUAGAACUUAAGGAAGAAUGGCAAGAUGAAGAUUUUCCAAUACCAUUACCGGAAGAUGAUAGUAUUGAAGCAGAUGUAUUAGCUGUAACUGGACCAGAGAGUCAGCCUGGCUCACUAGAAGUUAAUGGCAAUAAAGUGAGAAAGAAACUGAUGGCUCCAGAUAUUAGCCUGACCCUGGACCCUAGUGAUGGCUCUGUGUUGUCAGAUGAUUUGGAUGAAAGUGGGGAGAUUGACUUAGAUGGCUUAGAUACACCAUCGGAGGAUAGUAAUGAAUUUGAGUGGGAAGAUGAUCUUCCAAAACCCAAGACUACUGAAGUUAUUAGGAAAGGCUCAAUUACUGAAUACACAGCAGCAGAGGAAAAAGAAGAUGGACGGCGCUGGCGUAUGUUCAGAAUUGGAGAACAGGACCACAGGGUUGAUAUGAAAGCAAUUGAACCCUAUAAAAAGGUUAUCAGCCAUGGAGGAUAUUACGGAGAUGGAUUAAAUGCCAUUGUUGUGUUUGCUGUCUGUUUUAUGCCUGAAAGUGGUCAGCCUAACUAUAGAUACUUGAUGGACAAUCUCUUUAAGUAUGUUAUUGGCACUUUGGAGCUGUUAGUAGCAGAGAACUACAUGAUAGUUUAUUUAAAUGGUGCAACAACUCGAAGAAAAAUGCCCAGUCUGGGAUGGCUCAGGAAAUGUUAUCAACAAAUUGAUAGAAGGUUACGGAAAAACCUAAAGUCUCUAAUCAUUGUACAUCCCUCUUGGUUUAUCAGAACACUUCUGGCUGUUACAAGACCAUUUAUUAGCUCAAAAUUCAGCCAAAAAAUUAGAUACGUCUUUAAUUUGGCAGAGCUAGCGGAACUUGUCCCCAUGGAAUAUGUUGGCAUACCAGAAUGCAUAAAACAGUAUGAAGAAGAAAAGUUAAAAAAGAAACAGAAAAGAGUUGAUCAAGAGCUUAAUGGAAAACAAGAUGAACCGAAAAAUGAACAGUAAGUUUGGCAUCUAGUCCAAACAUGACUGAAGAAUGUGCUGAUGAAGCAGUGCUUUUUUUUUUUUUUUUUUUUUGCAUUUAUAAUGCAUUUAUUGGUCCUGGUUUUUAUGUAACCUGUUACAGAAUUGACUUGACUUUUUCUUAAUGGACUUUUGUAUGAGGGACUGUUCACUGCUGUAUUGGUUUGCAGAUCUCUUGAAUUUAGCUCUUUACUAGCUACUUGUAAUCAUUUUAUAUUUUAUAUUGCUAAAUAGCAGAGAACCACACUUUAUAUAAAGCAGUUUUUGGAUUUGUUUGUUAAAUAAUGUGUCUUCUUCAGUAAAAUAUUUAUAUGCCUAAAUGGAAAAGGAAAGAGAUAAUAUAUAUUUUUAUGUUUUUGAGCAAUAUUUUUUAAUGUAUACCUUUCAUGUGGAAGAAUAUGCAGAUAAAUAAGACCAUGGUUUUGUAAAGUGCAUGUUAGAAUUUUUGUUUUUGUAAAUGGUUCAAUACAUGUCCUGGGUCACUUAGAAAAUAUGCUCAUAAGGUGAGGGACAGUUAAACUGGUUCUCAUGAAUAUCCAAAGGUUAUGUACAUAAUCUAAGUAGAUUAGUACCACUCUGAGCUUUUUUCCCCCUUAACAUUUGUUGUUUCUUAAUUCAGACACACAUACUCGAGUGUAUUAUGCACUUUUUCCUUUUUUAACUUAAAAGACAUGUCAAAAAGACAUUUUUAGAAUUAGAGAAUUUAAGAGGUUCAGAAUUGGUUGUGUAUGUAUAUAUUGGACAUUUUAUCUUUUGGCUAAAAGUCAGAAAGAACUUCAUUAAAAUUUUUAGGUCUGUUCACUAAUGUGAAAUAAACUGUGUGUCCAGGGUAUCACUUUCCUGAAUUUGUGUGAGGGCAGUGUAAUAUUCAGAGAAUGUGGUGAGUUAUUCAUUGUUAAUACUUUUCUUUAGAAAACAGGGGCUGCUUUAUUUAGUUGUCUUCAAUGUGGGCACUUUACCAAAAUACUUUCACAUCAGGUGUUUGACCUAACCCCUGGUUUGUUUUCACAUUUUCUGUUGAAUCGUCUUGACAGUACUGUAAAUUAAGUUAUUUUGUAAGUCUUAGAGCAUCAUCAUAUUAUGCUGUUUUGGAUGACACAUUUGGUGUAAGCAUAUAAACUCCUUGUUUAAUUUGGUAAGAACCUUGACUCUACACUGAAAUUGUACUUAGGUUUCCAAGUAGAACUAAUUACCCACAAAAUCAUCCAAAAACAACAGAUUGGUCUACUACUACGUCAUAUACUUGUGUGGCUCAUAUAUUUGGUAAACUUAGUACCUUCCUCAUUUAAGGUCAUACCACGCUUCAGCUGUUCCUAUAAGGUAAUUUACAAAAGAGUAGCAAAAUUGAGGUCAGUGAGAGCUAAACUGUUAGGAUUUAUUCCAUCCUAGCCUGAACACACAUGUAUGUGGCUCUGCCCCCGCCCCCCCAAACCUCCCACCCUGUUGUUGGUCACACUCAUGACAUGUGGAAGUUCCCAGGCCAGGGAUCAAAUCCGAGCUGCAUCUGUGACCUGCACCACAGCUACAACAACACAGGAUCCUUAACUGCUAUGCUGGGCAGUUUCCAACCAGAAAUGCCACAGAGACAAGGCAAAUCAUUAACCCACUGUGCCACAACAGGAACUCCACACGUGUUGCUGUUUUUAGCAUACUGUUUCUAGUACAAAAGAGAAUUUUCCUUUACUUUUUGUCCUCCUCAGUCUUGACACACUAACCUGAGUCCAAUUGUGGGAGGUGGUGGAGGAUUCCCAGGAUGAGACUUUUCCUCAGCAGCCUCCUGACUUAAUUGGAGCCAGCAGCUGUAGACAGAUGCUGAACUAAUAUCAUUUUAGUGAAUAAAGCCAAAGCUAUCAUUCCUUGCUCCAAUCUUAGAAAUACUUUGUGUUCAAAAAGCAAACUAACAAUAACAACUUAGGCAUUCCUUUUGAUUUUAACAUAUGAGGAUGAAUAAUAUGAAUAAAAGAUCAUACUGAAUUUAAUUGUGAUUAGAGUCUGUAUUCGUAGAGCACUUUAAGUAGUCUUUCAUCUAUAAAUUUGUAUCUCACUCAAACUGGGCUGACCUUUUUAAAUGGGUGGCUUUCCUCCACAUUAAUUACCCAAUUCUUCAGUUUCUACACUACUGUUUAUUGACUUGGUUGCUUCUGCAAGCCUUGUUCCUUUAGAACAUUAAAAUUUAGAGGGCUCAGUGAUAGCAUUUAGGAUAUAACCAAAGGGAUGUGCUAUGAAUUACUAGGUUUAAAAGGCCAUCUGUUCUAACCUACACAUUAAUGGAAUCUGGUAUAGGGACAUACCCUGUAACGUUGGGAUUUAAGAUCAUAAAUAGGUUAGAGGAAAAGCAUUUAUUAAGUUUGUUAUUUGUAAUUAGUAGCUAUGUGACAUUCUCCCCGUAUCAUUCAAUUUUAAUUUUCCAUUACUGAUUGAGAUGAAAGUACAUAUAAUUGUGUUAUUUUAUCUUCUGCACAGGUCAUGGACCUAACUUGUUUAAUUUGAUGUUUCUACCAGAAUAUUUUGUGUGUGUCUUUAGGCUUUGGAGUGCUUCUUUUUACUCAAGAGUUUCUCAUAUAAAGUAAUUGGAUUGUGUUCUGCUUGGUCAUAUUCCUUAUUAGCACCAAAGGAAGACACUAUAUUGAUCCCAAAGUUUAAGCUCAGUAGUCUUUAACUGGGGAUGGGGAUGUGUGUAAAGAAGUAUGGUUUUAAGUGGGACCUAGCAGGGUAGCUGGAAAAGAUUACAAAACAAGGAGGUAAGAGAAAGAAAACUAUAAAGGGUUAGAGUGCUGUUGUCUAAUAUGCCACUGAAUGUGUCCUUGUUAAGGGAAGUGCUGUAUAUGCUAGCUGUUGGUACCAUUUCCUGUAUCAGGCAGGAAAACCUGCAAGCCUCACACAGAAUAUGUUAAUAAGGGCACUGUGGAGUGAAAGGGGCAAAGGCUGGUAAUCUGUAAUGAGAAUGCAUAUUUUCCUCUGCUUUGUCUCUUGAUACAGAAGCAAGUUUAAACAGGGAGGGUCAGCAAUUAUGGUGAUUUAGAUUAAAGUUUAGGGCCAGGCUACUUUUCACACUUCAUGGUCUGUAAACAUUAAUUUAUUGUUCCAAAAUGGAUAUCACUGUUUAGUAACUAUACUGAAUACUGAAAUAUGCUGAUUGAUAGUUAUAUAUAGGUAGCUAGACUUUCUUCAGCUGCAAUUCCAGAAUUUAAAAAGGUAAAGAAUCAGAGUUCCCUGGUUGCUCAGUGGGCUAAGGAUCUGGCAUUGUCAUUGCUAUGACUCUGGAUGCUGCUGUGGUGUGAAUUUGAUCCCUGGACUGGGAAUUACCACAAGCUGUGGGUGCCCAGACAAAAAUAAAAUGAAAUUAAAAGGUAAGGAAUCUGCUUUUUGGUAAGAGACUUCUUAUGAAUGACUUUAUAGCAUUACUCUUUGGCUAUUAUGUGAGUGCUCAGGGAAUUUGAAAGUAUUUAAAUACAGAAGUGACUUUCUCUAGGUUUCUUCAAUUGAUAGAUUAGUUAGCAUUAGGAUGUAUCAAGUAGAAUAGUCCAGUUUCCUGAAAUGGGCAGUAGCAUCAUCCUUCUUCCCAUGUUGUAUAUGGAAAAUUGCUAACUGGCUCAAUCAGAAGCAAGAGGAGAUAGACUGAAAAUAGGUAGAUAUGGCUACUCCAUUCUGUUUUGUUUUCAUGCCUAUUUUUUUCAUUCUAUAUAAAUAUUUGAGAAGUGGAUCACAAAUCUCAGAAGGAUGGGAGAGAUAGAGGAAUUAAUGUACUUAAAGGUUAACCUUGUCAGGGGAAUAGGGACUAUGUAAAAAGAGUUAAGGACUUUGACUUGAAUGAGAAGGUCAGCUGUUAAGGGAAGUGGGUGAUUAUCAACUUAGUGUUCUAAUAGUAAAGAAGAAUUACUUGGAGAGCCUUUCACCUCUACCCCCCACCCCAAGAUUCUGAAUGCAUUAGAAUCAGAUCAAUUGUAAGUCCCAGCAAUGUUAACUUUCCUUUGAAGUUAAUGGUCACUGAAAUGAUAGUUGAAAAUUAGGUAAUGUGGGAGUUCCCGUCCUGGAUCAGUGGUUAAUGAAUCUGACUAGGAACCAUGAGGUUGCAGGUUCGAUCCCUGGUCUUGCUCAGUGGGUUAAGGAUCAGGCGUUGCCAUGAGCUGUGGGGUAGGUCGCAGACGUGGCUCAGAUCCUGUGUUGCUGAGGCUCUGGCGUAGGCCAGCGGCUACAGCUCUAAUUAGAUCCCUAGCCUGGGAACCUCCAUAUGCCAUGAGAGUGGCCCUAGAAAAGGCAAAAAGACAAAAAAAAAAAAAAAAAAAAAAAGAAAAUUAGGUACUUUGUUGAAUAGCAAGGAGUGACACUAAAAUUUGGAUAGAACUGUUACUUUAUUGCAACUGUAUAUGAUCUACUUAAUUUUUUGUGUUCUGAGAACUACUUUUAAAAGGCUAUGAAAAGUUUACGUAAAUCACUUAACACCUCGAAGACCAAAACGAAAUCAACCGAAAUCAACGGUCUAAUGCUUUCAUGUUACUCACAAUUAUGUUUCAGAUAGCUAUCUAAUUCUAUUUUACAAGACACUCUACAAGAGGAUAAAAUAUUUGCAUUUUGAAAUUUUUGUGCGUUUUCACAUUCAGUGUAGCUAAGUAGAAACUUGGAAAAUAAUAUUACCUACUCCACUGCACUUUUUUUUUUUUUUUUUUUUUUUUUCCUUUUCUCUUUAUGGCUGCACCAGCGGCAUAUGGAGGUUCCCAGGCUAGGGGUCAAAUCGUAGCUGUAGCUGCUGGCCUUGGCCUACACCACAGCUAUAGCAACUCGGGGCAGCAUCUGCAACCCACACCACAGCUCACGGAUCCUUAACCCACUGAUCAAGGCCAGGGAUCGAACCUGUGUCCUCAUGGAUGCUAGUUAGAUUUGUUUCCAAUGAGCCAGGACGGGAACUCUUUUUUUUUUUUUUUUUUUUUUCAACAGCACUUUUUGUAUUUGAAUUUUCUGAAGUUAUGCCCCUUAAAUGGUUAAUAUACAUAAAAUACCUAGUAAAUAUUUGUGGUCUUAAGGCCACUGACUUGUACAACCCUUGGGGCAUAAUUCACAUGGGACACAACUCAGUUUGUUAGACACUAAUGUACAUUCAUACCGUUUUCAAGGAUUUGAACAUUUUUCUUACAGGUUUACAUGCUGCCAUUUAGACAGUGUACUGUGGUUAUUUUACCACUUUUCAGAUGAUGUUCCCUGGCCUAGUGCUCUCCUUUUACUGUGUGAGAAAUUGAGUUCUGAAGACUGUACAAGAUGUGGAUGCGGUCCCUGUAAGAAAUACUACAGUUGUGGUCUUGAUGUACUAGGAGGAUGUAAUAUUUUCUUUUUCCUUGACUUGUUAGGAAUAUAGUAACUUGUGUCCUGAUUUAUAGCACAUCGUGUUUUUGCAACAUUAAUUAAUUUAAAUAAAUUCAUUUAAAAGUU
Sus scrofa (pig) is the source of this 7143-nucleotide messenger RNA. NCBI's taxonomy places the organism in Eukaryota, Metazoa, Chordata, Mammalia, Artiodactyla, Suidae. The record is from RefSeq and is a predicted model, not a curated record.